This is a messenger RNA of Mollisia scopiformis, 1035 nucleotides long. Its product is annotated as putative short chain type dehydrogenase. The coding region runs from base 208 to 1035 and encodes 275 amino acids. The record is from RefSeq and is a predicted model, not a curated record. The transcript has a single exon. Gene Ontology annotation, molecular function: oxidoreductase activity, acting on the CH-OH group of donors, NAD or NADP as acceptor. NCBI's taxonomy places the organism in Eukaryota, Fungi, Ascomycota, Leotiomycetes, Helotiales, Mollisiaceae.
CGAGUUUCUCCACUACCUUCACUAUCUCUCAAGUUCAAAGUUCUUGAUCUUCCCUCCGUGUUUCCAAAGAUUUGCACUGCGUCCACCCUGUACAAAUACCUAUCGAUCUUGUUCUGCUUUCAAAAUGUCUCGACGUCUACUCUGCGAUCGUUUUUCUGUGGCGCCACUUCAAGCUUUUUGUUCCAACUACCAUACCCUUUCCCAAAAAUGGCCGCAGCUAUAUAUCCUGACUUAAACGGCAAGAUCGCCCUCGUCAUGGGUGUUGGCCAGAGCGGCUCUCUCUCGUCCAAAUCUUGGGGCAAUGGAGCUGCCAUCACUCGCGUCCUCUGCCAGAAUGGAGUGAGGGUAUUUGGUGUCGACUACAAUCUCGCCGCUGCUGAAUUCACAGCUUCUCGAGUACGGGCGGAAGGUGGAAUCUGCGAUGUCACCACAGCAGAUGUUACUUCUGCGUCCGAAGUCCAAAGAGCCGUGGAUGCAGCAAUGUCGAAGUACGGCAGAAUCGACAUUUUGAUCAACAGUGUUGGUAUGACUGCACCUGGAGAUCCAGCGAGUAUGUCUGAAGAAGUGUGGGACAAGCAGAUUGAUCUCAAUCUGAAAAGUGUAUACCUGGCGUGUCACGCUGUCCUGCCGAUAAUGGAGAAGCAAGGCUCAGGGUCUAUCAUCAAUAAUGCGAGUAUUGCUGGAAUGAGAUACCUUGGCAAGCCGCAAGUAGCGUAUGCUGCUGCAAAAGCUGCGGUCCUACAGUUUACGAAAGUCACUGCUGUGAUGUAUGCCAAGAAGGGUGUUCGGUUGAACUCGAUAGUACCAGGCUUGAUGUAUACGCCUCUUGUUGAGGUGUUGGGACAGAGCGAAUCAGAAGCUGAUAGGGAGGUUUUCAAAAGGAUCACGAAUCAUAAUGCGCCGAUGGGGAGGAUGGGAGAUGCAUUCGAUGUAGCUAAUGCGGCACUUUUCCUGGUCAGCGACUCGGCGAAGUACAUUACAGGUCAAAAGCUGGUUAUUGAUGGUGGGAUCACGAGCUCGACUGGGACAUCAUGA